This is a messenger RNA of Medioppia subpectinata, 1128 nucleotides long. The record is from the annotation of a GenBank genome assembly. NCBI's taxonomy places the organism in Eukaryota, Metazoa, Arthropoda, Arachnida, Sarcoptiformes, Oppiidae.
AUAAACGCUCCGCACGAAGAGAGGAAGAAGAUUGUCUUAAAGAAACGAGAUCAGGACUACUUUGAAGUACUUCCCGAAGGCUGGUUAGAGGUGACACACUUCAGCGGAAUGCCUAUAUAUCUCCACAAACAGACAAGAGUUUGCACCACAACUAAGCCAUACUAUUUGGGUCCCGGGUCUGCCAGAAAACACGAGAUACCCAUCUCUGCCAUCCCUUGCCUUCAAUACAAGAAAGAACUGGAAAAAGACCGGAUGGAAGAGGAGAAGAGCAAAGAAGUGACCGCUGAUGGCAAUUCUGGCGAAUGCAACGCUUUACUCGCGAAAGUGGAAACUGUGAGCGAAAACAAAAAGGAGAAGUCAUUGGAUUACAUGUCUGUCAGGAAUUAUUGUCAGAAUUUAUUUGAAUUUCAAACCAUAACUAUUCGCAAAUUCAAAACGUGGGCCGACCGUAGAAAACAUACACAACUCCGAAAAAUACAACAAAGACCUUCACUUCCCGACGGAACUAAACUUAUCACUUGUCCGCUACCGAAGGCGGCCAAUACUGGAGAGUCUACCGCUGGAAGGAGUUAUCGGAAAGAGUUUGUGAUGAAUCCGGCCGGAAAGUCGUUUGUCUGUAUUCUUCAUGAGUUUGUUCAACACGCAGAACGAGUUCAGCCGAAGUAUACAUUCCAAGAAUUGGAAAACGCGAGUCAGCCCUACAGCGCAACUGUUAUUAUCAAUGGUAUGGAAUACGGGAAGGGAUUUGGAAGCAGUAAAAAACAGGCCAAAUCUGAAGCAGCGAGAGCGAGUCUUGAGAUACUUAUUCCUGAUCUUAAAGAGAUUACUGACGGCGGGAAUCGCAAACUCGAUCCUUCGCUUCACGACUUUAGCUUUUUCAAUGACAUCCUUAUCGAAGACCCGCGAGUCAGUGAUUUAUGCGCCAAAGCGGGCCAACACUCUCCCUAUCAGAUACUAGUCGAGUGCCUUCGCAGGAAUUGGGGAAUGGGUGACACUGACAUCGAAACUGAUGUCCGUUUAGUCAAACACCAGAAGAAUGAGUUUGUGAUGAAAGUGGGGAAACACAGGGCUUCUGUCACCUGUAGGAACAAACGGGAGGGCAAACAGAGGGCCGCGCAGGCGAUCCUC